CCGUCGCCGCUUAUGAUUCCAAUUGCAUUCUCGAGGAUGGCAUUUCAGGACUCGAUCGACGAUUCGGCCCGAUAGGCGGCAUGUUCGGCAGCGGCACGGAGACCCAACAUUCUGCGCCGUUCUCCUGCCUUGGCUAUUCGGAAGGCAAUACGCCCCGAAUAUCCAUCGAGGGCUUCAAGAGCACCGCUGCGACAUCCACUGCGAGGCCAGAGGGGGCCUUGCGCUUCCCUCUUCAGUCGGUAUGCCCAUUUUUGGUCGCGCUCUCAGCCGAGCUGCCUCCCCUUGGCUCCGCGAGCGAUAUGCUGGCCUGGCGAAUAGGACUGGCGUGUCCGCCUGCAGGAGUCGGAUCGUUUAACCAUAGAGCUGAAGAGCUUGGACGCGUCAAGGGGGCCGGCGAUGCGCUGUGCGUUAAGUCCUCCGCGACUAAGGCUGCGAUACUCACCUCUUAUUCUGGUGGCGACGGCUGGCGUGCCAGCUGCAUAAGAAUGGGGUCGGUGCGGAGGUGCGGCGGAUGGUUGGGUGUGGUGGUGGUGAGGAGGGCUCCUGCUGCGCUGUUGCGCCGAAGACCAGCCCAAGGACAGCGAAAUGCCUCGACUACCCAAAGCACAGAGGACAGAAGCAUGCCAAUAAGAACGUCUGGGGUAGGUGAUGCUCUCAGGGGGCUGCUUCUUGUCUAUUCUACAAGGAAGGCCCUGCAAGCUUGCAUUUACAUUCACCUUUGUCAACGGGCUUGCUAUGCGGCGAUCCUCCAUCACCUGUACCCUGCGCGUGAAGCCCACGCGCGCCGUUUCCUUCUCCUCGCCCCUCUCCCCUUCUCCACUUCUCUAGCGGCUGCUCCGCAGUCUCCUCCCCCCCUCCUUAGCUGUCUUGCACAUCGCCCAAGGCCGUUUCGAGGAAAGAGCCACCGUCACCACCCACGAAACGACAUUGCCGGGCCAGAAACCCACGCCGCUCUUCUGGGCUCUCUCGCGGCACCGGGCCGACAGCAGCCUCCUCUCUGCUCCACCUCCGCUUCCCCUCGCAAGCAUGCAGCGGCGUAACCCCUCUGUUCUUCCGGCUUCCGCCCUCGUUUCCAUCCACCGCGCACUCGAGACCGCCCGCACUACUUCCCCUACCUGCACCGGCAGCAUCGGCGGUGCAUCAACCACCGCACGG
Molecule: messenger RNA, 1155 nt
Organism: Trematosphaeria pertusa
Lineage: Eukaryota; Fungi; Ascomycota; Dothideomycetes; Pleosporales; Trematosphaeriaceae
Exons: 3
Coding region: 81-1040 (319 amino acids)
Source: RefSeq, a predicted model, not a curated record